Messenger RNA from Scedosporium apiospermum, 1317 nucleotides. RefSeq lists its product as uncharacterized. NCBI's taxonomy places the organism in Eukaryota, Fungi, Ascomycota, Sordariomycetes, Microascales, Microascaceae. The transcript has 2 exons. The record is from RefSeq and is a predicted model, not a curated record. The coding region runs from base 1 to 1317 and encodes 438 amino acids.
AUGGCAGGUACCAAUCUACGAGCCACGCUCGUAGCGCUCUUCGCCAUCUUCUUGGCGUCCACCUACGGGCCGGACGUGUAUCGGUGCCUCAAAACCGUCGGCCUCCUCCGCAAGCUCGAGAACACCGCCGUCGCGAGCUCGGCAGAUUUUGUCCGGAUCGAGGACACGGCGCAAUGCGAAGACGUCCAUCUCCAUGAGCCUAGCGGUCUGCUGUUCACCGCCUGCGAGGAUACCAUUGUGCCGCGAUCGAAAUGGUUCCCGCCGUUGGCGAAUUUCGACGAUCCGAGCAUUGCAGCAACUUCUCAGGGCUCUAUUCAUGUCAUCGAUCCAAAGACCUUCAAGUCCCAAAGGCUCGCUAUCGACAACUUCAACGGCCCCUUCAUUACCCACGGCUUUGACAUAGUCGCCGACCCCGAGCAGCCCGAGGACGCCGUCUACAUAUUUGCCGUCAACCACGUCCCCAACCCGGAAUACGUCGCCGCCAAAGCUUCCAAGGAAGGCUCCCAGGACCCCAACACAAUCCCCGAUAAGGCGCAUUCUCGUAUCGAGCUCUUCCACUACGUCAUUGGCGACUCGUCGGUGAAGCACGUCCGCACAAUCAGCCACCCUCUGAUUCAGACGCCCAACGACGUAUAUGCGCAGAGUCCAAACUCCAUCUUCGUCACCAACGAUCACUACUAUCGGGAGGGCCAUAUGCGUGCUGUUGAGGACUUGCACUACCGAGCGAAGUGGUCUACGACGAUCCAUCUGCAAAUAUCUGAGCUCGAAUCGUCUGAUGCAACCGCCGGCGUCACGGGGAGAGUAGCGGCAGAAAACCUCCACAAUAACAACGGCCUCGGUCACGGUCGAACUCCCGACGAGAUCCUCAUCGCCAGCUGUGUCAGCGGCACGAUGCACAUCGCCAAGCUGCCCGCCGACCCGACCACUUCCAACAUCACAGUCGUGGAGGACGUCAUCGUCGACACCAUCGUCGACAACCCCAACUAUUUCGCCGACCCGUACGCCAAGAGUACCGGCGAGAAUAAGAGCGGGUACUUGCUGCCCGGCCUCUCUCACGCCAUCAACAUCGGGCAUAAUAUCCACGAGGCCGAGGCUGUGGACGGCGCCAUGGUGUACUUUGCGCAGAAGGAUCCUGCAGUCCCUGGGGGCUGGAAGAAGAGGCUCAUUUUUGCGGAUGAUGGAACGAGGCUUCGGUCUGUGAGCGCGUCGCUGAUGGUUGCGAUCGAUCCGGCGGAGAAUGAUGGGAAGCGGCAGGCUUGGUUGUUUGCUACCGGGUUCGUGUCGAGCAACAUGAUUGCUGUCAAGGUGGAUCUUUAA